CAGUUCGGAUGACGCUCGUUUCUCUACCUCCUACCGUGAACACCCCUCUCCUGCAGUCCAGAGUGCAACCUGCGUGCUUUUACAGCAAAAUGGCGACAGUCUAAUAGAGGGAGAGAAGACGGUGUCAGGCGCAGUGACAAACUUGAAGACAUGAGCGCUCGUCCUGAGAAAGUAUCGCUGCUAUGUCUGAUCUGAAGCUGAAUGCGCAAGAGGACAAAGACGUGGAAUCGGUGUCUGACAGCCCAGGUCGUACUCGGGAGCCAUUACAGACUCACACGUUCUCCCCGAAGAACAAUGCUGCAGGUCUGUCCUCAGAUGAACACGAAAACCCUUUAAAUGGAACCCAGCCGAAUCCAUUUGUAUACAGCAGUGUCCCUGCUGUUCCCCAUGCAGGCAAUUCAUUGCCUUCAGGAGCACUUGUUAAUGGACCUGGUUCACACCCCAACUCAGAGGUACACUGUGUCCUGAACAAAGGCACUGUUUUAUCCAACAGUGUCCUGGAUGCCGUGUGGCAAGCGGAGAAGGACACGAGCCCCGAGGUGUUACCACCACCUAGUGAGCUUCAAUCAGACGCUUGGAAGAACACAGUGGGACCCGACGUAAAAACACCGGCCACACAGCCAGGUGUCAACACGCCACUGUCUCACUCGGAGGAGAAUGAGUCUAAACUGGCCUAUUCCACGCUGUCAGGUGACAGUGCAGAGCAAAUGCACAUUAGCCAACCUUUGACAAAACAGACAAUAAAAACAAGAUCUCCACGGGACAUGGAACGGUCUGGAGUCUCCUUGGAUGAUUAUGAUAAUACUGAAGUAAUCAGGUGGGAUUCAACAAGAAAAUGCUUUUUGCACAACGACAGAAGGCUGGAGACCAAAGUGAUGCCCCAAAGAGACAAGAAGCACAAUACACACACGAAAAGCAUGUUAGACUGUCUUGAAAAGGUUAACAACAGCUACAGACAUUUCUGCAGUGGUAAUGAUGUUGAAAGUGUUGACACUGGCAACAAAGAUGAAUUUCUGGGUACACAAUCUGACAUUAAAUAUUCAGUUAUGCCAUUCAAAGACCUUUCUCGGAACAUAGCUUUAGACUCUGAGAGCCAUAUUUAUAGCACAGCGCAGGGAGGCAGUAAUGAGGAAAAUGACCCUGAAGAUGAAAACUGUGUUAGUCCAAAAGUGGAACAGUUGAAGGCAGAGCAACUUGAACGAGAUUCACUUUUCUUUUCAUGCACAACAUGCAAUGUUAAUUUCAAGGAAAAAAGACAUUUCCAUAGACAUAUGAUGUAUCAUUUAGGCAAGCAUAAUCAGGUGAACAGUGAGAAUGAUUCACAGCCCUUUAUAUGCGGAGAGUGUGGGCUUUUGUUCUGUGAUAGCAACUCCCUCAUGAGGCACAUCAUUAUUCACCAAGAUAGGCUGGAAAAACUUAUGGAGGAAAUCGAAGGUCUCAAAAAGACUGAAUUUGAAGACGGGGCCACCGCAGUGGCGUGCUCUCGGUGCACGUUUGGUUGUAACUGCCAAAAAGUCUUUGUCCAGGGUACCAAAACACGUGAUAAUCUGAAGCACUACUACUUUUGUGAGGAGUGUAAUUACAUUUCCUUGACACGGCAGGCACUUGUAGCACACUUACAUGUCGCACACCUCAACACACACCAGCCUCAAAACAGGAAAAUGAGUCAUACUAAUGAUGCAGGGGGAGCACAACAUGUUCCGUUUCAGUGUAAAAUGAGUUUUUUCCCAAGGAGAGACAAAGUAGUGUUAGGAAAACAUUCUGAAAUGCCAUAUGUUGGCAAAUAUAAAACAAUGGCUCGAUGUAAACCAAAUCUAUUUAAAUCUACUUUAAAGGAAAAACUCGACCGUUCCACUGAAAAGGGGGAUAUUCACAUUCAAAAAACUGUUGACAACAUUGUAAAUUGUCAUCAGUUUAAACCCAAUGCCAGCUGCACUAAAAGCAUGCUGUCGCCAUAUUUGUGGAGAAUCGACAAGCAUGGAAAGUUACUCUUACAACCAGCAGAAAAAUUGGAUGUGGAAACUGAUCUCACCUGUGUACAAGAAGAUGCUGAAAACAAUGACCGCAGGGCUUUUGGCAGCUUAAAGCUGGCAAACCGUCCUACAGCCGCUGCUUUUACAGCCAGGAAGCUUAAAUUGGACCAGAUGUUCUGUCAGGGAAGCAAAAAUGACCCCGUAAACGGGAGUUUACAAGUACAAGUAAGCCAAAAUUCUCCAUCAAUGGGAAAAAUGACUACACCUUUGCAUAACACUACUGAAAGAAUGAAUGGUAAUAUAUUGCCUGGGCUUAGCCAGAGGCUUAAGAAACAGUGUGCAGUUAGGGAGUUAAAGAAAGGCUGUGAGGGUGAUGAUAACUUCAGUGAUGACACCAGCGAAGCUACAGGCAGCUUCUUGGAAAGCAGCGAGAAUGAAAGGAACUCAUAUGCUCGGAGGUAUUUGAAAAAGAGGCAGAGCUUUACAGCCAAACACCAAAGCCCCCACGCACUCAAGGUUGAAGAUGAUGGAGAUGAAGACUGCAGUGACAUAGAACAGCUCAUAAUCAAAGAGGAGCACAUUGAAACGACAGUGAGUGAUGAUUCCACAGAAUUGCCUAAUACAUCUCCAAGUGAUAGUUUUGAUAUGUCCCCCACACCAUCAGUAAGACAUAAGCUCUGUCCUUACUGUCCCGCCACGUUUGAGUCCGGAGUGGGUCUGUCCAAUCACGUGCGAGGACAUCUUCACAGAGCUGGGGUGAGCUAUAAUGCCCGGCACAUGGUUUCACCGGAGCAAGUGGCAUUGUGGGACUAUCAGCCAAGAAUCCGCAGAAAGAUUUCUACUGGCAUGAGAAAAAAAGCUGUUAAGCCAGAAAAUCGAGGACAACACACGUGUCCUGUGUGUUUGGAAUGUUUUGAUAGCAAAACUGGCAUCUCUAACCAUGUGAGGGGACACCUGAAACGAAUAGGUACAAAGGUUACCAGCAGCAGUAAGUCUCCACUGUGCGCACUAAAUGAAUUGCUACAGAACAAAACGGAACGUUGGAACAACCUUCUGACCAAGAGUCAGUUCUCCUCUCAACCUUUAGCCCCUCAGAAGUUCAUCUGCAGCAAUGGCCUGUUUCUGAUGCAGACAAGCAUCCCAGGGAAACUCCAACAUGUCAAAAGGAGUCUGCAUCCCAUAAAGAAAAGCCUUGUGUGUAAACACAUGGUAGAUAACCUCUCAGAAAGGAAGAAGCUACAGGGGGAAGCAGAAAAAGGCACUGCAGCCACAUCAGGCGCUUUAGUUGAACUCCUCAAAGCCAAACAGGAAAGUGUGGAGCUUGCAGUGAGCCAAGAAGCCUAUGCAACCAGGAUGAUCUGUGAGAUGACCAACGAUUAUAUGGCCGAAACAGAGAUGACCAGUCGGGAACCAAACUGGUCUGCUGGGGAAUGUGACUCAAAAAAGAUUUAUAUUCAGUGUGACAGCACCUUCCCCACUGCAAAUGCACACAGGAAGAGGAUUGCAAUUUUUGAAGAAGCAGACUAUGAUUUUAGGAAGAAGAAACCAAGACUGAGGCCGGGGCUCAAAAAUAAUAAUUUACCUUCACUGAAUACUGAGAUGUGCACACUGACCUGCAGAUUCUGCGACCUAGUUUUUCAUGGUCCCUUUUCCAUUCAGGAGGACUGGAUCAGGCAUUUACAGAGGCACCUUCUACACACCAGCGUACCCCACUCAGGGAGAGGGAUGGUAGAGGUUUUAGCUCUUCAUCAGAAAAUACAACUAAGCAUGUCUCACAAGGACCCAGAAACUGGGUAGUUUUACUUCCAGAUCCCUCAAGAUCUAUGUAUUUCUCUCUCUCGCUCUUUCUCCCUCUAGAUAUAUCUAUAUAGCUAUAUAUAUAUCUAUACCAGCAUGUUUCUGGAAAGAAGUAUUUUAGUAAUCCAGGCUACUAUAUAGUAUAAAUUUUCUGUAUAUUUGCAAAAACUUAAUUAUAGCAUAUUUUAAUGCAACACUUUGCCUCAGCUAAUACGACUAAUAGGAUUCCUGUUUUUUGACUCCAAUAUAAAUUAUGCCCAACAAUAUGUAUGAUCCAAAAAAUAUUUUUCUCAUUAUAUAAGUGCCUUGUUAAUUCAACAAAACAACUGCUCAAAAAUCAGAUUUUUGUAAGAAGGUUUUCAUUAUAAUACAAAACCUUAGGAGCAUUAGUUAGAAGGAGAACUGCACUUUAAAAAUAGACAAGAAUUUGAAUGUGUUUCAUGUUUCAUUUUCUUUUAGAGAUAAUAUUCAGUGAAACUGUUGCUCUACUUGUACGCACAGUACAGAGUGUCAUUAGUUUGUGGAUGCUUUGUACAAUUUCACCUCUGUGUACCUGCAUCAGAGACAGAAUUCUUCUUAAUCCAAAUGACAUUCACGACGUUGGGACAGCUUGUUCUGUCAUCAUUUGUUCUUUGCUUUAACCUUCAACAUUCAGCUUAAUUUCUGAAAUCUGAUUCUCAUUGUUAGGCACAACAAUAGCUUUUUAUGAAAAACCCUCUUUAGUUGUAACAAAAGUUAUAUUAUUUUCUAUGAUUAGCUCUGUGUUUCCAAAGGUGCUGUCUUUGGUUCAGUGGAAAUGUGUUGUAAUUAGAGACAUCACGCUUGAGAUUCAUACUUAACAGUUUAAAGACGGAAAUACUAUGAACAUUACCUAUUAUCCAAAUUCACUUGCACUUAAAUUUGUCACAAAUUUUGCAUGACGGGACUUCUGGCUAUGCGCUAAGAUAAAUUUAGGUAUUUCAGCAUGUGAAUAAGUACUUUUGCCAGGUUCUUUCAGUAAAAUGUAGUAGUUUACCUUUUUCUUAGUACAUUUUCAUAAUUGUAUUCUCUACAUUGUAUAUUUUAAGAACAGCUAAGGCUUUGAUGUGCGUGAUCUAGUCUGGCUGAACCUAUUGCCAAAGCACUUACCUCGAUUGUAACACUUUGGAUUUAUACUAUAUUAAAAGCCAACAAAUAGUAUAUUUAAAAUUCAGAAAUUUAGAUUUAGCUAAAUCAAACAAAUGCUUGCUCUGGUUUUGCAACCAAAUACCAUGAAAGGAUAACUAUUUUAUGCAUUUACUUGCCUAUUUUGAAUAUGAAAAACUGCAGAUAUAGUAUCUCCUAACAUGUUGUACAGUUUAGCUUUGUAAUAAUACAUGUUGUUAAAUCAAUUUAAGGAUUCCAAUUUGAUUUGGAUUAUAUCUUCUGCAAUCAAAUAUUCAUACAAUUCUGAUGAAACUUGCAUGCAAAUAUUUGUAUAGAAAUCAGCUCCAUUGAUAUUCAGCAUGUGUGAUAUGAAAGAAGUGUUGUAAAUUUAAGGAAUUAAACACAUGUUUAUUUGUUGAUGCUGUGCCAAAUUACAUUAGUGACGUUUUUAAAGAUUUUUUUAGUCUGACAAAAAGAUCUUAUAUAAUGUGAUACCAUGCUUAGAGGAGCAUCUGACUCCUCUCAGCUGCACUGGCAUUAUUUACAACAGCAGUUAGGAUGGACUGAGCAAAAGGUUUAACGAACAUGCGGAUAAUUGAGCAAGGUGAGAUUAGGUUAAACAAGAGACUUCAUUUACAAUAAAAUAGUGUUUAUCUCACAAUAUGCUGUUGAAAAGACAUGUUAAUUAAUAAACCUUAGCUGAAUCACAGAUCAACAGGCAGGUGCACAUUUACACACUGAAACAAACAUUGCUGGCUGGAAGAAGUCCUAAGGCAAUUUGAGUGUGGGUGAUUGAAAUCCAUACUCGACUUCCAAUGUAAAAAUAUAUUCCAAAGUUUUUCUGAAAAUAACACGAUGUCUGUUUUGUGUUUCUUUUCCUCUGCUGUGCCUCAGCAGGGAAACAUAAUCCAGGGCAAAGAGAGAGAGAAAGGAAAUUUCUUGGUGUAAAACUGUAAGCUUGAAGGAUAACCACAUGCGUUGUUGAAAACAGACUCCGGAAAGAAGGUUCAUAACAUAGCAGGCCUUGGUGACAGCAUUCUGUCACUCAGGCAUUGGUCACUGUUCCUUUAAUAUUUUUCACCUUUGUUCAGCUGCAAUUUUUCACUAUACAUGGAGAAGUCUUUUUUGUACUUGUGCCAAUGAGUAUUGUCAGCAUUGGCUCUAGUGAAGUGCAAACACACCUUUGAACGUUUACUUCUCUCUGCCAUUGUCAAUAAAAGCAAUGUCUUCCUAUGUGUCACCUCUUGCAGCAGCUGCUCCACCCUCCAACCCCUUAGAAAGAUCUCUCUCCUGGACUGGGAAUAGUAAAAGAUGCAUGUUAAAUGAAUAUCGCCAUCUUAUUGUAAAUCAGAAACAGAGUUGAUUAGACACAAGAGACGUGUGCAGCAUAAAAAAGUGAGAUCAAGCCAACAUGCUCAGAUUCAUAUUUGAAAGGGGCUUUCUCUUUCAGAUACAUUUUAAACGGACUUUUGCACAUGGCUGAAGAUGUCUUUAUUUGCCUUUAUUUAAAUGUAUUAUGUUUAAUCAAGACACAACCUUGGCAAAUGCCAGUCGAAAUAACUCGACAAAUGAGAAUUCACAAACGGUUAAAUUGAUUGGCCAGUUUGUUUGUAACCAAAAAGCAGAACCAGUGCCUGUAAGACCCAAACAUUGGUGUCAUUAGCCUAUUAAAUGGCAGUUUUCAGAUAUUAUCACUCCAGUAGAUUUGGCUAGUGUCUCCUAGCUCACUAGCAGUCUGUUUUAACCUCGUUAAAUUACGAUGUUGGCACAGAUAACAAAUAAAAGCAAGGUAGAAGUGACAAGGUUGGUAUUCAGUGGUAGUGAGGUCAGUGGUAGCAUGAGACAUUUGUUGCACUGGGGUUUGUGUCGCAGCUGCAACUGGUUUUUAGACUUUAUUUUACAACUAAUAUGUGCUGCUUAAUGGGCCACAAGCAUCCAAAGUUAGUGAGUAAACAUUAAAGCUCUUCAUAGAAACUCAAAAAAACACAGUUGUCAUGCUGUUUAUCCCCAUUUUUCCCAUUAAUGUUCUGCUAUGUCUAUUUUAAAGUCAAUUAUAUAUUUGUGGAAGUAAAUGAAUAUUUUGCUAGCUUCAACCAUGCAUGAAUAUAACAACAGUGAAGCCGGAUGCGAGUUUAAAUGACUUUCUCUUGCUGCUUCAAACCUGCAGUGCCUUUGAAAUCUGUGAGUGGAAAUAUUUCACAGUAUAUAGUAAGUGAUGUCUUUUACAUUCAGACAGCAGAAAACUCAUUGUUUGUGUUAGUGCGGGAUGGCCAUUGCCUUACAGAUCUUCAGCUGCAACAAGAUUCACAU
Neolamprologus brichardi is the source of this 7205-nucleotide messenger RNA. It is a transcript of the gene znf644b, whose product is annotated as zinc finger protein 644b. Gene Ontology annotation, cellular component: nucleus. The record is from RefSeq and is a predicted model, not a curated record. Gene Ontology annotation, biological process: regulation of transcription by RNA polymerase II. Gene Ontology annotation, molecular function: DNA-binding transcription factor activity, RNA polymerase II-specific; RNA polymerase II cis-regulatory region sequence-specific DNA binding. NCBI's taxonomy places the organism in Eukaryota, Metazoa, Chordata, Actinopteri, Cichliformes, Cichlidae.